AUGACCACAAAUACGUGUCUGGACUCGGGUCCCUGUCUCAUCCGGGAUGAUGACGAGAGAAAACUUCCUCCACUCAGCCGGUCAGAUGUUCUCAAUAUGCCUCAAUAUAUUCAUCAUCUGGCUCCGAAACCCCCGCCUGAGAUCAGCCACUCCGUUCCUAAAAACAAAAAUGUAAAACAGAGGUGUGUGAAGUUCACUGUGGCUGCUGUGAUCUCCCUGCUGCUGCUCCUGCUGCUGGCUGGAAUCCUCCUCGCUUAUUACUUCUCCUCGCCCUGUUUGCACGGGAUGCAGUGUGGAGAUGGGGAAUGUGUGUGGGAGUCCCAGUGGUGUGACGGGGUGACGGACUGUACUGCAGGCCAGGAUGAGGCUAACUGCGUGAGGCUGCAUGGUUCCACUUUCCUGCUCCAUAUCUAUUCGACUCAGAGUAGAAACUGGAGGACUGUUUGUUCUCACGGCUGGACAGAACAACAGGGCAGAGCAAGCUGCCAGAAUAUUGGAUACAGCAGGGACACGUAUUUUAAAUCAGGCCAGCAGAAGACUGACUCUGAUGAUGGAUUCUUACUUGUAAAGUCUGACUUCAACCCUGAGGCAUCCAUACUGCAGCAGCUUGUGCUCAGCGAUACCUGUCCCAACAACAGUGCUGUGACGUUGCGUUGUACUGACUGUGGCAGUGGGGUGAACUCCAGCAGGGCCUCUGGGGGUCAACUGGCCUCUGUAGGGGCCUGGCCAUGGCAGGUCAGCCUGCAGGUUGCGGGCUCCCACCGCUGUGGUGGAGCCGUCAUCUCCCCCUACUGGAUAGUCACUGCAGCACACUGUGUAGACAGGGCCUCCAGCCCUGGAGACUGGAUAGUGUAUGCUGGGAUUUUGGAUCCAUUAGAGACUCUGUUUAACCCUGCUUACUCUGUGAGCCACAUCAUUGCCCAUGAAGGCUACAACAGUCUCACUCGCAGGAAUGACAUCGCUCUGAUAAGGCUCUCUAAACCUCUGGACAUCACAGCCUCCAGUAACAUCGGACCUGUUUGCCUCCCAAAUGUUGGUCUGAACAUCACUGAUCACCAGAAGGGCUGGAUAACACACUUUGGUGGCACAGUAAGUGGAGGCUCUCUGUACCUGAUGGAGACUCAGGUCUCUCUCAUAGAUACUGCAGACUGCAACAACUCCAUCACUUACAAUGGCAGGAUAUCACAGGACAUGUUAUGUGCCAGAGAGAUGGACGCAGUAGCCGACAUGUGCCGUACUGACAGCGGUGGUCCUCUGGUGUCCCUGAAGGACGGAGUAUGGUGGCUCUUAGGGGACAAUAUCUGGGGCGAACACUGCACUGGGCAGGAGAGACCAGAUGUUUACGGCAACGUCACCUACUUUCUGGACUGGAUCCACCACCAGAUGAGGGUAAAAACCAAAGAAGGAUAG
Messenger RNA from Morone saxatilis (striped sea-bass), 1410 nucleotides. Its product is annotated as transmembrane protease serine 2-like. Gene Ontology annotation, biological process: proteolysis. The transcript has 12 exons. The record is from RefSeq and is a predicted model, not a curated record. Gene Ontology annotation, molecular function: protein binding; serine-type endopeptidase activity. Bases 1 to 1410 code for a protein of 469 amino acids. NCBI's taxonomy places the organism in Eukaryota, Metazoa, Chordata, Actinopteri, Moronidae. Gene Ontology annotation, cellular component: membrane.